This is a messenger RNA of Chara braunii, 815 nucleotides long. The record is from the annotation of a GenBank genome assembly. NCBI's taxonomy places the organism in Eukaryota, Viridiplantae, Streptophyta, Charophyceae, Charales, Characeae.
GGUCUAAGUUGUGACGUUUGAAACUGUUGUCUGAUUGUGCACCUAUCACCAUGGUUGACCUUCGUAGUGGGAAGAGCACCAUGCCUUAUAGCAAGGCUCAAGAAGAGCAAACCGCCGCCAUCCUAAGAGAGAGAAAGGAGAAGAAGGAGCUCAUUAGACAGGCGAAGAUGAAGAUGAUAGCAGACGAGCAGGCGACGAAGAAAAAGAAGUUAGAGGAGGAGAUGAAGAGAUGGAAGCAAGAGGAGGAAGAGAGAAUGAAGGCUGCAGUGGAGGAAGAGAUUGAAGAGGAGGAGGAGCCGAAAGGAGAGCCCCUCAAAAGAAGAGGCAUGGGGGGAAGAGGAGAGAGCAGUGGCAUGAAGGAAGAUGACCUGUGGGUCGAGAAGAGGAUAUCUGAGUGGGUGGCUAAUUUAUCGUUAGGAGAAGAUGAGGAGGCGAUGCUAUAUAUACCUCAAGAGGAGAAGGAAGCGGCGAUUAGGGAGAUCGAAGCAACAAGUGAUGCCCUAGAGCGCCAGGCCAUAGAAAAUGAGAAGAGGUUGGACUGGAAGUUGCGCCUGGCGAGAGAGAAGAAGAGGAGGACGGAGGAAGCCAACCGGGUGGCUAGGGAAAUGGUAAGUUUACAGACUUGUAGACAGGAAGUAGAGGCCCAACCUGAUAUUCAGGCCAAGUUGGACAAGAUCAUUGGGAGCAUCGAGCUCAUAGGUAGGGUCUGGACUGAGCACCAUUAGUCUGUUAGGGGCCAAGACAUGGCCCUCCACUCCAUCCGGUCCGGUUUUAGAGAAUUUGCACGGGAUGUAAUGACACAUGUAGGGACCGAG